Messenger RNA from Sinocyclocheilus grahami, 4267 nucleotides. RefSeq names its product intraflagellar transport 122 homolog (Chlamydomonas) (gene ift122). Gene Ontology annotation, cellular component: non-motile cilium; intraciliary transport particle A. Lineage: Eukaryota; Metazoa; Chordata; Actinopteri; Cypriniformes; Cyprinidae. Gene Ontology annotation, biological process: intraciliary retrograde transport; non-motile cilium assembly; protein localization to cilium. The annotation marks the transcript as partial. The record is from RefSeq and is a predicted model, not a curated record. Gene Ontology annotation, molecular function: protein binding. The transcript is spliced from 28 exons.
GUGCGCAGCAUCUCUGACCUGGCCUUCAGACCCGACGGCUCGCAGCUCAUCGUGGCGGCUGGAAACCGCGUUCUGGUGUACGACACAGCUGACGGCACGCUGAUUCAGCCGCUGAAGGGACACAAAGACACCGUGUACUGUGUGGCUUAUGCUAAAGAUGGGAAACGCUUCGCAUCCGGUUCAGCAGAUAAAAGCAUCAUCAUCUGGACCUCCAAACUGGAGGGCAUCCUCAAAUACACUCACAAUGAUUCAAUCCAGUGUGUGGCUUACAACCCCGUCACACACCAGCUGGCCUCGUGCUCCUCAGGAGACUUCGGGAAACGCUUCGCAUCCGGUUCAGCAGAUAAAAGCAUCAUCAUCUGGACCUCCAAACUGGAGGGCAUCCUCAAAUACACUCACAAUGAUUCAAUCCAGUGUGUGGCUUACAACCCCGUCACACACCAGCUGGCCUCGUGCUCCUCAGGAGACUUCGGUCUGUGGUCUCCGGAGCAGAAGUCUGUCUCCAAACAUAAAGUCAGCAGUAAGAUCACGUGCUGCGGGUGGACUAAUGACGGCCAGUACUUGGCUUUGGGAAUGAUGAAUGGAGUGGUGAGCGUCAGAAACAAGAAUGGAGAGGAGAAGGUGAAGAUCGAGCGUCCGGGGGGCUCUUCAUCGCCCAUCUGGUCCAUUGCCUGGAACCCGUCCAAGGAUGAACACAACGAUAUCUUGGCAGUGGCUGAUUGGGGACAGAGGCUGUCGUUCUACCAGCUCAGUGGGAAGCAGAUCGGGAAGGACCGGCAGCUGAGCUUCGACCCGUGCUGCGUCAGCUUCUUCUCUAAGGGCGAGUACAUCGUGAUGGGCGGCUCUGACAAACAGGCCUCGCUCUACACUAGAGACGGAGUCCGGCUGGGCACCAUCGGGGAGCAGAGCUCCUGGGUUUGGACCUGCCGAGUCAAGCCAGACUCCAACUAUGUGGUUUUAGGCUGUCAGGACGGCACCAUCGCCUUUUUCCAGCUAAUCUUCAGCACGGUCCAUGGCUUAUAUAAGGACCGCUACGCCUACAGAGACAGCAUGACAGACGUCAUCGUACAGCACCUCAUCACUGAGCAGAAAGUACGGAUCAAAUGCCGUGAGUUGGUGAAGAAGAUCGCCAUCUACCGCAGCCGACUGGCCAUCCAGCUUCCCGAGAAGAUCCUGAUCUACGAGCUGCUCUCCGAUGACUCCUCCGACAUGCAUUACCGCGUCAAAGAGAAGAUCUGCAAGCGCUUCGAGUGCAACCUGCUCGUCGUCUGCUCACAGCACAUCAUUCUGUGUCAGGAGAAGAGACUGCAGUGUUUGUCCUUCACGGCCGUCAGAGAGAAAGAGUGGCUGAUGGAGUCUCUCAUUCGCUACAUUAAAGUGAUCGGCGGCCCGCCGGGACGAGAGGGGCUUCUAGUGGGGCUGAAGAAUGGAGCUAUCCUGAAGAUCUUCGUGGACAACCCGUUUGCCAUCACACUGCUGAAGCAGAACACUUCAGUGCGCUGUCUGGACAUGAGCACAUCACGCAGCAAGCUCGCUGUAGUGGACGAACACAACACCUGCCUCGUGUACGACAUUCACACCAAGGAGCUGCUCUUCCAGGAGCCCAAUGCCAACAGUGUGGCGUGGAACACGCAGUGUGAGGACAUGCUGUGUUUCUCUGGCAGUGGAUAUCUGAACAUCAAGGCCAGUAACUUCCCAGUGCACCAGCAGAAACUGCAGGGCUUUGUGGUGGGUUACAACGGAUCCAAGAUCUUCUGCCUUCACGUCUACUCUAUGGCCGCAGUGGAGGUGCCUCAGUCUGCUCCGAUGUAUCAGUACCUGGAGCGACGCAUGUUUCAGGAGGCCUAUCAGAUCGCCUGUCUGGGUGUGACGGAUAAUGACUGGAGGGAUCUGGCCACAGAGGCUCUGGAGGGACUCGAUUUUCACACCGCCAAGAAAGCGUUCAUCAGGGUUCGAGAUCUGCGCUAUCUGGAGCUCAUCAACAGCAUUGAAGAGAGGAAGAAGAGGGGUGAGAGUAAUAACCAGCUCUUCCUGGCUGAUGUCUAUGCGUAUCAGGGCAAGUUCCACGAGGCCGCCAAACUCUACAGGAAAACCGGCCAUGACAGCCGAGCGCUCAGCAUGUACACAGACCUGCGCAUGUUUGAGUACGCUAAGGACUUCCUGGGCUCCGCAGACCCCAAGGACACCAAGCUGCUGAUGAAGAAGCAGGCAGACUGGGCCAAGAACAGUAAAGAGCCUCGAGCGGCUGCGGACAUGUACCUGACUGCAGGAGAACACAUGAAAGCCAUCGAGAUCAUCGGAGAACACGGCUGGAUGGACAUGUUGAUAGACUUGGCCCGUAAGCUGGAUAAAGCAGAGAGGGAGCCGCUGUCCAGAUGUGCCGUGUUCUUUAAGAAGUUCAAUCAUCACGGUUAUGCUGCUGAGAUUUAUAAUAAAAUGGGCGAUCUGAAGGCGCUGGUGCUGCUUCAUGUGGACACUAGACACUGGGAUGAGGCUUUCUCUUUAGUGGAGAAACACUCUCAGUUCAGAGACGACGUCUAUGUGCCGUACGCCCAGUGGCUGGCUGAACACGACCGCUUCGAGGAGGCCCAGAGAGCCUUCCACAAAGCCGGGCGUCAGGCGGAGGCCGUGCGAGUGCUGGAACAGCUUACCCAUAAUGCCGUGGUGGAGAGCAGGUUUAACGACGCCUCGUACUACUACUGGAUGCUGUCCAUGCAGUGCCUCGACAUCGCCAGAGAUAACUCGGAGAAGAAGGAGGAGAUGCUGAAGAAGUUUCACAGUUUCCAGCACUUGGCUGAGCUGUAUCACGUCUAUCAUUCUGUCCAUCGCUACAUGUCAGAGCCCUUCAGUUCCAACAUGCCAGAGAUUCUCUUCAACAUCUCCCGCUUUCUCUUCCACAACCUGACCAGAGACGUUCCUAUGGGCAUCUCCAAAGUGUAUCCUUCACGCGCUGCUCACGCUCUUGAGCGUUUGGAGGGUUUCAGUGAGAUGCUCUUCUCGUGUAUCAUUGACACAGUACGCUGGCAAUGCCUCAUGAAUUUCAGCCGAUCAGUGUUAGAGUUCAGAUAUGCUUCCCGUCAAUCUGUUGCGUGUUCAGAGGUUCUGCCGCUGGUGGAGUUCUAUCUGGAGGACGAUAUCUCAGACGAGGAGGCCGUGUCUCUCAUUGACCUGGAAGUGCCUCGUGUGGAGAGAAACAGCAGCUGGCAGGAGAUGAGCCGCGGCGAAUCCCAGUGUCUGAGGCUGGAUGAUGGGACUGAAGACCCAGAGGACGAUCCAUUCACAGCCAAACUCAGCUUUGAGCAGGGUGGCCGUGCAUUCGUGCCGGUGCUGGUGAAUCGUGCCGUGCUGAGGUGCAUGUCCAGACGAGAUGUUCUGAUCAAGCGCUGGCCCAGACCGCUCAGCUGGCAGUACUACCGCUCUCUGCUGCCAGACGUCAGCAUCACCAUGUGCCCUUCCUGCUUCCAGAUGUUUCACAGUGAGGACUACGAGCUGCUUGUUCUUCAGCACAACUGCUGUCCGUACUGCCGCAGACCCAUCGACGAGCCCAGCUAGCACAGCUAGUGCCUGGAUUAGCCUCCAGACCAUCACUUCACCUGUGUGUCUGUAGGACCGUGCUUUGAUCAGCUAGAAACGCGUCAGUAAAUGCCAGCUCAGGGCAGCGCUCUGAUAGGAUCAGCCGGAUCAGCUGCUAAAGCUGAUUACAGCGUUUGUACAUGUGAGGACAUGCAUACGCCUUAUCACACACACACACACACACACACACACUCUCUCUCUCACACACACACACACUCACGGCUCGGUCCACUUCAACACGUUUGCUUAGAUUCAGACAAUAUAAAUAAAGUGUAAUAUUUAUGCCUCUAACAUGUAUUGUAAUGUUUUCCUGUCAGUAGAGCUGAAGUGUUUGUGUUGAUUGCUUCAUGUAGGUGUGAGUGGUUUUUGCCUGUAAAAGUGGCUGCUGUAAAGCUCAGGUGUUGCAUGAGAUCAUCAUUAUAACUGAUGCCUACCAUAAGCAUUAGAAAGACCACAGAAAACCAGUCUGUGUGAGCGUGUUUGUACCACAGCCUUAUUCUGGGGACAAAUUUGCACCAAGAAAUGAGCUAAACCUGACAAAACCUCCUUUUGGGGAUGUCCACAAAUAUGAAACAAGUAAAAAAAUAAAGUAAACAGAUUUUUAAAAUCAUUUUAAGAGAUGAAAAAUCACUAUUACAUUUCCAUUUGUAAUAGCAGUGAUGCAUUUGCAAUCAGAACAUGAAUAAAGAAAAAA